UGCAACGACAAAUAUCUUCUUCAGUAUUGCUGAAGAGGGUUAUGGCAGAAUUUACAGCUCAAGACGGGAAACCAGGAGACCAUUAUAAAAGAGCCGCGAGAUUAAAAAAAGAGAGGAGGUGCGCAUGCCUGGCGCAUAUGGGACAUAUUACAACAAGGGAAGAUUUGAUUUGUGCUGCAAGGACCAACAGCCCACUUCACUGAUGAGGUCCAAAGCAAACGUCAGAGAGGUGUGACCCGCUCUCACCAACGGUGCAAAACACGGCCACUGAAACGCACUUUGGGUCUUCCCUGUUCCCCACAGGAUUGAGUCCUGUUGUCCACGUUUUCUGGUUGAAUUUGUCCCCAGGAUCAUUCAAAACUGUUUCUCCAACGCUUCUACCAAAAACUUAGACUGUUUUCCAAAGCAGAAUCGGCCCAGCCCUCCCAGGUGGAAGUGAUGGGGAGUGUGCGAAGCCACCGUUACAGCAUUGUGUCCUCUGAGGAAGACGGCAUGAAGCUGGCUACUAUUGCUGUCCCCAAUGGCUACGGAAAUGGCAAUGUCAACAAGGGACACACAGAGCACCAGCGUCAGAGCCGCUUUGUCAGGAAGGACGGCCACUGCAAUGUGCAGUUUAUCAAUAUGAGUGAGAAAGGCCAGCGCUACCUGGCAGAUAUCUUCACCACUUGUGUGGACAUUCGCUGGCGCUGGAUGCUGCUGAUAUUCUGCCUUUCUUUCCUGCUGUCAUGGUUGUUUUUUGGCUUUGUCUUCUGGGUAGUGGCCCUCUCUUAUGGGGACUUAGAGAGUGAGACUCAGAUGUGUGUUUCCAAUGUGGACAGCUUUACUGCUGCCUUUUUGUUCUCAGUGGAGACUCAAACCACCAUCGGCUAUGGCUAUCGCUAUGUGACAGAGGAGUGCCCCAUUGCAGUUUUUAUGGUGGUCUUUCAAAGCAUUGUGGGCUGCAUCAUUGAUGCUUUUAUCAUCGGUGCUGUCAUGGCCAAGAUGGCCAAGCCCAAAAAGAGGAAUGAGACCCUGGUGUUCAGCCACUAUGCUACAGUGGCAAUGAGGGAUGGCAAACUUUGCCUGAUGUGGCGGGUGGGUAACAUGAGGAAGAGUCACCUGGUGGAGGCCCAUGUAAGGGCCCAGCUCCUUAAGUCCCGCACCACUGCUGAGGGAGAGUUUAUCCCUCUGGACCAGGUAGACAUCGACGUGGGCUUUGACAGCGGCAUUGACAGAAUCUUCCUGGUGUCUCCAAUUACCAUUGUGCAUGAGAUUGAUGAGGACAGCCCAUUCUACGAGAUGGGUAAGCAGGAGUUGGAAACAGCAGAGUUUGAGAUUGUAGUGAUUCUGGAGGGCAUGGUUGAGGCUACAGCCAUGACUACUCAGUGUCGGAGCUCCUAUGUGGCCAGCGAGAUUCUCUGGGGCCACCGUUUUGAGCCGGUGCUCUUUGAAGAAAAGAACUACUACAAAGUGGACUACUCUCGGUUUGAUAACACCUAUGAGGUGCCCAGCACACCCAAUUGCAGUGCAAGAGAACUGGCCGAGAAGAAGUCCAAUGCCUCCAGCUCCAGGAACUCAUUUUGUUAUGAGAAUGAAGUGGCCCUUGAAAAGGUUGAGAUGGAGGAGGAGUUUGAGGAGGAGGAAAACAGGGUGAUGAGGGGUGCUGAGGUUUGUGCACUUGAGGAUACAAACCCAGAUGUGGUGUCAGACUCUGAAUGCAAUCUGGACUCCUUGCCUUUAGAAUCCACGCCUUUGACGGCAGAAUCUGAAAUAUGACUGGAGGUGUAGCAGAGGUUUAAAAACUACCACAGGGUAUGUUAAAGUUUGCUUGAACUUUGGUCCUGAUUGCUGUUUUUGAAAUUGCAUGACAGUUUGUAAAAGACUGCAAUUUGAGUCCUCUAUGCAGAAGCUCGUGCACGAUACACCAAGGAAAUACAAACAUGUUAUACUGUUUAUGGUGCAAGUGGUGAUAAAUGAACUGGUUGCAUGGAGCAAGAAGGAUACAAAUGGGUUAGAUGCCCUCACUUACACACUGUUCAGUCUGUUUAUGUGCAUACUGCAUGACAGUAUCUAAGGUAAAAUAUUUAUUAGAAUAGCAGUUUGGGGUCAGAUUUGCUUAUUUAUUCAAUUGCAUAUUCCCAAUCUGCACAUUUUGCAUUGAACAUCCUGGGUGUAAUAGCUUUGUUUUGUGGCAUAAUGUCACAUGAAAUUAUGGUUAGGUAAAAUAUUUUAAUUUAUUUGAUUAUUAAUCAAUUAAACUUGAAGUUUUAAAAUGCCAGCCUAAUUUUUUUUUUGGACAAUUUAACCAUUUAAAAUCAAACAAUGUUGUUUUAGAGGCUACUGACAACAUUUUUACACCACCAGCACAAAAAUAGGCUAUCAGUUGUUAAUGAGCUGGUCUCAUAGCAAAGAUUUUUUUAAAGUCUUCUUUGGUCUCGUGGCGGGAUGCAGGAAAAAUGAUGUCUUGCACAGAUUUCGAGUGUGAGUACACUAUGCUCCUCAACCUAUCAUCUUUGUCUAAGUAUAGCAUCUUUUGCAAUGUGUGCAUAAACAAAAGUCCCAGUAGAGGCACUCAGUUGGUGUGGCUUUGACUGACACACACUGCAUUAGAUGUCACUGGAAGAAACAUUAGGAUGAGAUUCAUUGCGCAGUAUACUGCCAAUUUCUUCUUUGUGUCCAAAUGUGCAAUACUGUUCAGUGGUAGAAAGUGACAUGAAGCUUGACCCUGAGCUAAGGCUAUGAAUGUUGACGAUAAGUGCUGCUAAGUUACAUAUUGUAUGUUUAGACAGACAUCUAGGAGCCAUAAUGUAUUAUUUGUCUUUUAAAGUAUCUAUUUCAAAGAUUGCAGAUGCAGCCUUUAGUGUUAUUUCUAGCUGUAGACAAGCAUGACUUUGUCAGUGUGUUUUCCAAAGCUUUAGUGCACUUUCUUCCUCACCAGAGACUUUUUCUCCCCAACAAGAGCAGAAAUUUUUCUUACCCAAAGCCAAAUGUGUCCAUAUAUAUAACAGAGAACCAUAGCUCUUCUGUUAGUUGACUUGAAACCUUUUCCUCAUCUAACAGGGGUUGGCUGGUGAAACAUGGCAUGGGAGAUGUGCAGAAUUUGGACACAUCCUAAUUAACCCUCUCAUUUCAGCACUGCAGGUGUGAAGUUGUUUUUGAUUUUUUUUUUUUUUCUGAAUGUGCGCUCGAUUUGUCUUAUUAAAGAUCAGGAUUUAUUUCACUUACAAUCAGAAAUCCUGAAUGCUUGGAGCACACUUGACUUCAGGCUUAUGCUAGACUGAUCUUUACCUGUUACUCUAGGUGUUACUGUGGCACAUUCAAGCUUGGAUAAUGUCAGUGGAUGCCAGAAUGCUUUAGUGUUUCUCUGGCAAAGAAAUCUAUUAAAGAACUUUAUCUGUUCUCACAGUGGCACUUUUCCUGUCUUAGGUCUAUAUUUUUCUACCAGGGUCUUCCCACCUUCCUGCACAAACCAGAGCCUGUACACAUUUUUUAAAACAAAUCUUUUGUAAAUUAUAAUGCAAAUACUGUAAAUUGAUAUUGCAGUUGUUCAAAACUGUUUAUGUCCUUUUUUCAAUAAAAACUGAAAUUCA
Messenger RNA from Acanthochromis polyacanthus (spiny chromis), 3569 nucleotides. Its product is annotated as inward rectifier potassium channel 2-like. The coding region runs from base 439 to 1755 and encodes 438 amino acids. The transcript is spliced from 2 exons. Gene Ontology annotation, molecular function: inward rectifier potassium channel activity. The record is from RefSeq and is a predicted model, not a curated record. Gene Ontology annotation, cellular component: plasma membrane. Gene Ontology annotation, biological process: regulation of monoatomic ion transmembrane transport; potassium ion import across plasma membrane. Lineage: Eukaryota; Metazoa; Chordata; Actinopteri; Pomacentridae.